UAAAGAAGAGGAAGACCGACGCCAGCGUUAAGUUGUUUUAUUUUGUAGAUUUAAGUGAAAAUAUUUAACUUUUGUUUUCCGAGUGAUGACGGAGCUUAAAGACGAGGUUCAGGUAUUCAACAAGGGCGAGAUCGUCCUUUGCUACGAGCCUGACAAGUCGAAAAAGAGAGUUUUGUAUACCAGCAAGGUUUUGGCAGUCUUCGAGCGCACCAACGAACAUGGCCUGAGGUACUACGACUACAAGAUACACUUCCAGGGUUGGCGCCCGUCCUACGACCGCUCGGUGCGGGCCAGUGUUCUUCUGAAAGACAGCGAAGAGAACCGACAGCUUCAGCGAGAACUGGCUGAGGCGGCUCAGCUGCAGAUAAGGGGCGACUACUCGUACAAGGGCACGCCCGAUAAGCCGGCUUCGAAGAAAAAGCGCUCAGGCCGCGGUCUUGGUACCUACGUUGAGGAUUCAGCAUUUGAUCCAUUGGAUACCACACCUAUCUCCGAUCAGGAAAUGCCGUCCAAUAAUAGAAGCUCCGGCAGGGGCAUUCGCAAUAAUAGGGACAACAGUGGCGGCCGUAAAGAGAAGGGUUCUGGAGCGCCGGCAUCUACCCCUGAGGCUAAACUUAAAACCACCCGAGGACAGGUGGAAGAGAUGCCUAUGGAUGUGCUGGAGCCAGAGGAACGCGUAAUGCUGCGCAUCAGCGAACGACUACGCGAGUAUAUGGAAUACGACUACAACAUGGUAGUGAAGCUGGGCAAGCAGCAUGCUAUGCCCGCUAAAAUACCCAUUGUGACCAUACUGGAAAACUUUGUUAAACAGCGUGCCGUUGAGCUGGCCAUUAGUAUUAAGCAGGAUAGCUCUCGGGCCAGAAACACUCAAAGCCGGAACGCCCGUAUGGAACGGGAAUACGACCGAGUAAUGUCCAAUGUCUGCAUGCUAAAGGAGGUGGUCGAUGGCAUUAGGAUCUAUUUUGAGUUCCACGUGGACGACCACCUGCUUUACAAAGAGGAGAAGGAAUACACCCACAACUAUCUGACUGAUGACAACAUGCGUAACUGCAGCAUUGCGCUUAACAACUCCUACGACUACAUAAAUCCCAAUUGCGACACGGAGCUCCUCUCCAUGGAUGGUACGCCUGUUGUGUCCAACAAAAGCAACGGCGUUGAUGGCGGAAUUCUGGGCGAUAUUGAGUACGAGAAGCAGCUGCAAAAAUGCCUCUUGUACAUCGUGAAAAGCACCGGGAAAAACACAGCACACGCCUACGAUCAACGAACAUCGCCCUUUACUGCCGCCUACAAACUACCGCCAGAGAUGCGAGGUUUCCUCUGCGAGACCUUCAACUGGAGGUUGCUUUCGGCGGAGUCGCCACCGGAAAAGUCAAUGGUGUUCGGAGCACCUCACCUUGCAAGGAUGAUGAUCAAACUGCCCGAAUUCCUCAACGUGUCACCCAUAUCCAACCAGAAGCUAGUGGAUCUACUGCCACACUUGGACUCAUUCAUUAACUACUUGGAAAACCACAAAGAAUGGUUCGAUAAGGAGAACUAUGUGCACCCGACCGUUCAUCAGGAGCAGCUGCAGCGGGAGCUGCUGGACUCUCUGGACCAGCCCAUUAAGAUGUCCGCCUAGAUUUUAGUUAAUUAUAAACUAUUUUAUUUAUUAUGCAGUUUUAAAG
Drosophila bipectinata is the source of this 1664-nucleotide messenger RNA. RefSeq names its product male-specific lethal 3 (gene msl-3). Lineage: Eukaryota; Metazoa; Arthropoda; Insecta; Diptera; Drosophilidae. Gene Ontology annotation, cellular component: MSL complex; nucleus; NuA4 histone acetyltransferase complex. Gene Ontology annotation, biological process: chromatin organization; regulation of DNA-templated transcription. The record is from RefSeq and is a predicted model, not a curated record.